This is a messenger RNA of Diplodia corticola, 1782 nucleotides long. RefSeq lists its product as uncharacterized. The transcript is spliced from 2 exons. The record is from RefSeq and is a predicted model, not a curated record. Gene Ontology annotation, cellular component: cytoplasm. Bases 1 to 1782 code for a protein of 593 amino acids. NCBI's taxonomy places the organism in Eukaryota, Fungi, Ascomycota, Dothideomycetes, Botryosphaeriales, Botryosphaeriaceae. Gene Ontology annotation, biological process: negative regulation of transcription by RNA polymerase II; mitochondria-nucleus signaling pathway; regulation of nitrogen utilization.
AUGCCGUUCAAACCCCAGAUCCCCAUACUCCAAGUCGAGUCGACCGCCAUCCACACCGUCGACACCCGCUCCGCCGAGCAAUUGUUUGGCCUCUGGUCGGUCUUUUCCAAGUGCGCCGAGACCAUGGAGGAGGGCCGCCGCCUUGAGAACCUCAGCUGGAGGCUAUGGAACCGCGAGACCUUCUGCUGCGCUCCCGACCACAGCAACCCCAACGCCUCUCUCUUCACCACCCCGCGCUGGUCCUACACCCGCAAGACGUCCGACUCGGGCUCGCUUUCCAUUCCCGCUCUAUCAUCCAGCGUCGAGUCGGACGACUCGGACGACCGCGUCGACAGCGCCUCCACCCUGCAGUCCGCCGUCUCGUCGAGGCCUCACAUUAGGAGACACGACUCAACAGAAAGCCGGAACAGAGGAACAGAAAAGCACCUCACCCCCGUUGACCUCGAGAGCUUAGUCAUGUGCAUCAAAGAGAAGAAGGACCUAGAGCCUCUCUCCCCCUUGCCGAUGCCCGCACCCGAGCAGAAGAGCCAGGAGAGCGCGACGGAACAACGCGUUGAGGAAUCCACUCCGCCACCUGUCAACCCUAAGCCCCAAAUGGUUCCCGAGUCUUCCACUUCCACCGUCGCCACCACUCUCGACAGCGAUCUCUCAAAGAUGAGCCCUCCUGUCAUUGGCUCGGAUAGCAGCACAUCCACCGACUGCAGCUCUCACAGCGUCGUCCGUGGCUUCUCGCCCGGCCGCAUCUCUUCUUCGUACCGCUCGAGGACGAACCUCCAGCAACCCACAAUGCCCACCCCUAUCAUCAGGCAACCGCAGCACACAUCACCUGCCCCGAUGCAGAAGAGGAAGGGUGCCAUGUUCACCCUCGGUGGCUCUUCCGACGAGGAUGGCAACAGCUCUUUGGAGACUCACAUGCAGAUGAGCCAAAUGAGCAAUGCGCGCAGCUCGCUCUCGGACGGCCUCAGGAAGCCCCAAGGUGUAUCCCGCAAGCAGACGUCUUUCAAAGAUGAGAUCUCGGCCAGGAUGCCUGAGCGUAAGGCAUACGAGAGCGAGGAAGUCUUCGAGAGCGACAGCGAGGAUGAGGUUUCCGACAAUGCCAUCGAGGAAGAUGACGAGAGCCAAUGGGAGGAUUCGGACGACGAGAGCGGCCCAUCCAGCGUGAACGACAAGGUUUCGUUCCAGAGGGUCGACUCCAAGCCCAACCUCACCUCCCGCCGCUCCCUUCUUACCACCCUGAUGCACGAGGGCGACCGAGCCCAGGCGCUCCAAAACGCUGCCUCCCGCUCCACACCCGCCCUUCGCCGCUCGCGGACCACUUCGCCCAAUGGACCUUCCAUUGCGGCAUCACCCAACACCAAUACGUUGCGAUACCAACCUGCCCAGCCUGCUCCUGCCCAGCCCGCCAAGCCCGCCGCGCCCGUCCAGCCUGAACCGGAAGUCCAACAAAUCCCCAGGUCAAAGCCCAUCAUCAUGACCACCUCUAACACACAUGCUCCUCCCGCGCUGUCCCCCCGGACCACCAGGCGGAACAUGCUCACCACUGAGUUGACAGAGUCUCUCCGCAAGCACCUGCUGUGGGAGCGUCAACAGAAGAACUCGACCAACAACGCAGUUCUCAAGAGGAGACAUACCUCGACGGAUGUCAAGAACCUCAAGAACUACCCUGGCGAGGCUCAGCCAUCGGCCCUCCCGACAGUAAAGGAGAACGCCAAGGGCAACAACUCCUGGACCACCAACUACUUUGACUCGGGUCUCCAGGAGUACCACGAGAGAGGGUGGUAA